Molecule: messenger RNA, 1407 nt
Organism: Coccomyxa subellipsoidea C-169
Lineage: Eukaryota; Viridiplantae; Chlorophyta; Trebouxiophyceae; Coccomyxaceae
Product: O-acetyltransferase-related protein
Exons: 9
Biological process (GO): plant-type secondary cell wall biogenesis; xyloglucan metabolic process; xylan biosynthetic process
Cellular component (GO): Golgi apparatus
Molecular function (GO): acetyltransferase activity
Source: RefSeq, a predicted model, not a curated record
UGCCUCAUGCUGAAGCAGAAAGCGCUGUUGGACUCUCGUCUGUACCUGAGAGCAGCGGUUGAGUUUGGGUCCAUCAUGCUCUGGUUCUACCUCGUGGACCGGACGACCUUUUUCACAUAUGGAACAAAGAGCUACAGCCGGGACGUGCUGACCUUCAUCUUUGUGACGCUGACGGCUGUGGCUGCGUGGAAGUCCAUGCGCAAGUACAAGGCGCCAGACAUGCUCAACCGGUGGCAAACAGAAGAGUGGAAGGGCUGGAUGCAGGUGCUGUUCCUGCUAUACCACUACUUCAAUGCGCGGGAGAUCUACAAUGCGAUCCGCGUGUUCAUUGCCGGAUAUGUGUGGAUGACCGGCUACGGCAACUUCAUGUACUACUACCACUACAAGGACUUCUGCCUUGGCCGUUUCAUGCAGAUGAUGUGGCGGCUGAAUUUCCUGGUGACCGUGGUGUGCAUCGUGCUGCGCAACAGCUACAUGCUGUACUACAUCUGCCCCAUGCACACCAUCUUCACCAUCUUCGUCUACGCCACCCUCGGCCUGGGCCAGAAGUACAACGCCACCAACACCGGCAUCCUCGUCAAGAUUGGGCUGUGCGUGCUGCUGAUCUACGUGUGCUGGGACAUCAAGGCGGUCUUCUACGCUAUCUGGAGCCCCUUCAUGUUCCUGGUCGGCUACAAUGACCCCCGCAAGCCCACCGAUGACCUCCUGCACGAGUGGCACUUCCGCUCGUCGCUGGACCGGUAUGUGUGGAUCCACGGCAUGCUUUGCGCCUUCCUCAAGCCCUGGGCCGAGGGCUUCCUGCAGCGCGUGGACAGCCUUGCCUUCCGCGCCCGCGUCGCCGCCCGCACUGCCGUCAUCGGAUGCACCCUGGUGGUGCUGGCGUUGUGGUACGAGCAUGUGUACAAGCUGCCAAAAGUGGAGUACAACAAGCUGCACCCCUACACUUCCUGGAUCCCCAUCUCGGUCUGGAUCGUGCUGCGCAACAUGACCCCCGCGCUGCGCACGUACUCCAUGGGCAUCUACGGCUGGCUGGGCACCAUCACGCUGGAGACCUACAUCUCCCAGUUCCACACCUGGCUCACCACGGGCAUCCCCGAUGGCCAGCCCAAGAUGCUGCUCUCCUUCCUGCCCCCCGAGGACUACCCCCUCAUCAACUUCGCCCUCGCCACCGCCGUGUACGUACUGGUGUCGCACCGCCUGUUCACGCUGACAGGGACGCUCAAGACGGCCGUGGUGCCCAACAAGGCCGGCCGCGAGCUUGUGCGUAAUGUCAUUCUCAUCGCCGUCUGCGGCUCCUUCCUGUGGCUCCUCUCGCUGGUCAUCAUCGGCGCGGGCGGCUGGGGCGCCGGCCCCGCCGUCGCCUCGAGCACCCUUCUCGAUGCGUCAUCCACCCGGCAGCUCUUGUGA